Molecule: messenger RNA, 2572 nt
Organism: Abrus precatorius (Indian licorice)
Lineage: Eukaryota; Viridiplantae; Streptophyta; Magnoliopsida; Fabales; Fabaceae
Product: alpha-mannosidase I MNS4
Exons: 16
Coding region: 144-1985 (613 amino acids)
Biological process (GO): mannose trimming involved in glycoprotein ERAD pathway; endoplasmic reticulum mannose trimming; carbohydrate metabolic process
Cellular component (GO): endoplasmic reticulum; membrane
Molecular function (GO): mannosyl-oligosaccharide 1,2-alpha-mannosidase activity; calcium ion binding
Source: RefSeq, a predicted model, not a curated record
UGAUUGAAAAAGUUUGUAUUGAUCCCUUAUGGACCACAUUGGUUAACAAAACGGUAAAAACAAAGAAUCGGAGUUGAGAAUGUGGAGAAAUGGAAGAUAGAUAGGAAGGAAUUGAUUUGAAGUGUAGUGGGCGGUGAGGGGAAAUGGAAAGCGGGAUUCAGAUCGGAAUAGUGAUGGUAUUGGCAAUAGCGUAUCUGAGUGUGGGUGUUGUAGCCGAGAGCGUCACUCGAGAGGAAGCGAAAGAACUGCGGGAUGAAGUUGGUGAUAUGUUUUAUCACGCUUUCAAUGGAUACAUGGAACACGCUUUUCCCCUCGAUGAAUUGAGACCUCUCUCUUGCGCAGGAGAGGAUACUCUCGGCGGUUAUGCCUUAACUUUGAUUGACUCGUUAGACACUUUGGCUUUGCUUGGUGACCGCCAACGCUUCGCUGCAUCCGUUCAAUGGAUUGGUAAAAAUGUUCGCUUCGAUAUAAAUAAAACGGUUUCCGUGUUUGAAACUACUAUCAGGGUCCUCGGAGGACUACUGUCCGCUCAUCUUAUUGCCUCUGAUUAUGCUACGGGUAUGAGAGUUCCAAUGUAUGAUAAUCAGUUACUAAACUUAGCUGAAGAUCUUGCCAGGAGGUUGUUACCUGCAUUUGAUACUCCUACAGGAAUUCCAUUUGGAUCUGUAAAUUUGUUACAUGGAGUUGAUAAACAUGAAAGCAAGAUAACCUCAACAGCUGGUGGUGGGACCUUGACUCUUGAAUUUGGAGUUCUAAGCCGUUUGACAAAUGAUCCUAUUUUUGAACAAGUCACCAAGAAUGCAGUGCGUGGACUUUGGGCACGGCGUUCAAAGCUUAAUCUGGUUGGUGCUCAUAUUAAUGUUUUUACAGGUGAAUGGACACAAAAGGAUGCUGGGAUAGGAACAAGUAUUGACUCUUUCUACGAGUACCUGUUGAAGGCUUAUUUAUUAUUUGGAGAUGAGGAGUACUUGUAUAUAUUCCAAGAAGCUUAUGCUGCUGCCAUGCAUUAUCUUUACCAUGAUCCUUGGUAUGUAGAAGUGAAUAUGGAUUCUGCUGCUAUUGUCUGGCCAUUGUUUAACAGUCUGCAGGCAUUUUGGCCUGGCCUUCAGGUUUUAGCUGGAGAUAUCAAUCCUGCAAUCCGCACCCAUGCUGCCUUCUUGAGUGUUUGGAGAAGAUAUGGUUUCACGCCUGAGGGAUUUAAUCUUGCUAGUCUUAGUGUUCAGCAUGGACAAAAGAGUUACCCAUUGCGGCCUGAGUUAAUUGAGAGCACCUAUUGGCUGUACAAAGCUACCAGAGAUCCUAGAUAUCUCGAUGCUGGGAGGGACAUGGUUGCUAGUUUACAGUAUGGAGCUCGAUGCCCUUGUGGAUAUUGUCACAUUUCAGAUGUCGAGCAUCACAAACAGGAAGAUCACAUGGAGAGCUUCUUCUUAGCAGAAACAGUCAAGUAUCUGUGGCUUCUAUUUGAUUUGGCUGUGGGUCCUGAUAACCUUGUGGAAACUGGGCCGUACAAGUACGUAUUCAGCACUGAAGGUCAUUUACUGCCUGCUACACCUCAAAUCUCCCUAGUGAGAGAACAUUGUUUAUACUAUGGGGCUUAUUGUAGAAGUGGUAAUUUGAGACAAACUUAUUUUGUGUCGGAGGCUGACAAAGAUAAGCAAGAAUCCAAUGACAGUAGGUUUCAUGGAAGCUGGACUAAAGCUACAUAUUCAUCGGACUAUACUACUUUUGAGCCAAGUGCUGUUUCAGGUUUGAUCAAGGGUUUCUGCCCAGGACUAAAUCAUGGGCAGAAGUUCGGUAUAUUAUACGCGCAUUCAACUGAUGAACAUAAUGAUUAUGAAACAAUCCAAGUCCAACGGAAAGAAUCAACUACUUUGCAAAGCCAUUCAGUAUUGGUUCUUCCUGACCAGAGUUCUGAUCAAUUGCUACGAGACUACAGCAGUGACCAUAAUGAAAGUCAGACCCAUGUAUCAGACAUUGUUCCUUGAAGUGAGGGGGAGUUUUGGUGCUAAUACAUAAAGGUGCUGAUCCCAACAAUGUAGGAAUACAUAAAUUGAUGGGGAAGGAUGUAUUUCAACUGGAAAGAGUUGUACUUCUUAAACUUCUUCAGGCUCACUCACCUGAAAUAUAAAUUUGACUUUUGCUAGUUUGUCCAUAAUUGAGAAAGCAUGCAUUUGAUAAUUUCGGCAACUGUUGAUACAAUGAGCAUGGAGCUGAAAGAGUCGAAUUAUGGAUGAACUGACCCGUUAGAUGUAUUUCUUAUGUAAUGUGCUACCGAAGGCCCGAGACAUUAUCCUGCCUUCUAAUCAUUAGGCUAGUGUAAAAGAAUGAAAUCUUAUUCUUUUUGUUGUAUCAUUUUUCCUAUGGUUCCUUAACCUAGUGUACAUGAGAUAGGUAUUAUCAGAUCCUCCAAAUUAGGUCAUAAUUUCAAUUGCUGAUAGAAUUGCAGAUCUCAGUCAUCCAUUUGCUGACUUACAUGGUUCGCCAAUCAACUUCAUUCUUUCGGAUGUUGUACUUCCUUAAACAAAAAUAAACUUCAAUUAUAAAAUUAUAUUCUUAUAAAUGUUUUGAUAUA